Molecule: messenger RNA, 1332 nt
Organism: Paramecium tetraurelia
Lineage: Eukaryota; Ciliophora; Oligohymenophorea; Peniculida; Parameciidae
Exons: 3
Source: RefSeq, a predicted model, not a curated record
AUGAGUUAAAAGGGAAAAUUGUUUUUAUCAUCAAAAGUUGAUUUAGGUUAUAAAUGUAAUGAGGAAAGCAUUCGUCCUGCAACCACGGCAGCAGCAACAGGAAGUGACUUUUUGUUUGAAAGUAAUGUCCAAUAAAGCACAUGCAAAUCUAUAUUUAUGAAACCUAAUUCAUUACAUACAAUUAGAAAUAUCUUUGAUGAGGUUAACAAUGAAGAGAGGAAGAAAUAUAAAGAUAGUUAAGUUGGUCCAAGAUAUGAGGAUGACAAAAAAGAAAAGAUAGUCAAGUGGUCUAUUGUUGGUAAGGCUGAACAAUUUUUGGCAGUCAGAAAUAAAAACAGAUAGAGAGUUGUAAUUAAAUAAAGAAAACAAGACGGAGAUGAAUCAUUUUCUGAUGAUGUGCCAUCUUCAAAACCUUUUGGGUUAUAGCAAUCUCAAUCUUAAAUGUCUGGAAUGAAUCAAUCUAGAAAGAUUCCAAAGAAACCCAGAGGCGAAUUUAAGAUGUUACCAAGAUAGGAUGCAUUGGUAAAGUUGGUUGAAGCAAGACGCAGAAUUGAAACUGAAAAGAUAGAUAAAAUUAAACAAGAACAAAAACUUCCACUUCAUAUCAGAAAUGCAAUUACCAGAGAUAAAAGGAUAUUGGAAUCCUUUGAUUAGGCCAAAGAGAAGUGGGAAUUUGUAAAUAAUCGAAUUGCCUCCAAUUGUGACAGAUCUCCUAUAGAUACGAUAUUGGUUCGUUCUGAUCAUUACAGAGAUAGAGCAACCCAAUUGAACAUCAUUGAAUCCUAGAAAAAUGAAGAUGAAAAACAUAAUGAUAGACUUUGGUAUCUCAGACUAAGAUGGUAUGAUUGUAAAGAUGACAGACCUCCAUUUUCUUUGAUUACGACUUAGAAACCUAAAAGCAUUCCUAUGACUAGUAGAUUAGUUAAUAGAUACGUAAAAGACUAAAAGGCUGAACAUCUCAGUUAAUAAUAAAAUUUUGUGUUAUCAGACAUAUAGAGUAAUUUCAAUACUAAGGUUAUUGAUAAUCCAUAUUUAUAAGUUGAAAGAGUUUUAACAAAUACAAAACAUUCCAAUUUGUAUAGCAAGAAAUUAGAUGAAUAAUUCAAAGAAAAAAUAAAGGAUAAGCCAAAAAAGAAAUAUGUAGACACUGAUCAAUAUUUGGAACUUGUUGGUGAAAAUGUCUAUCAAAAAGAACUGGAGUUUAUAAUGAAGGAAAAACAAUAGGAAUACCAAUAUUUCGAAGAAAAACCAGAUGAAGAAGAAGUUUAUGUUGAUAAUUGGAAUAAUCAACAACUCGCUAAAAUGGGUUAACCAUUAAUAUAGCACAUCUGA